AUGACCUCGUCUAAAGUCUCACCCCACCUGACGCCGAUCCAACGGGCCGACAUCGUGGGUGUGCCCGAGCUGCCCCCGGCCGAUGGUGACGAGGCCUGGUCCCUCUUGGACGGCAGCGUUACGACCCCACACCCUCACGCCGAACUUGGCGAGCCUCGUUCCACAAGCGAUGGAACGGCAAACGGCGUGUACGGCCACAAGAAGAACAGCAGUCAUCGAAGGAGGUUGCUCAAGGGUUUCUACGCCUACUCGAUCGCGAGCGAGGUGUAUGUCACCGUCGCAGGUUCGUCGCCCGAGUCCACUGCUGGCAGCUUAUGUCUCGGGUUCUCCCCCACUUGUUUCGCACGUUGGGACCCUCGACCGAGAUCGACGGACUAACCUCGUUACCGGAAUCGCUGGCCCCGAUUAGGCAGUCUCUUCUUACCCGUCAUAUUAGAAACCUACGCUCGAGAAAAUGGUCGUCUCGGCCCUUCGUACCUCCUGCCCUGUCCCCCUUCGUCCGAAGUGCCCUCCGACGGCGGUGGAACGACCGAUUCGACUCGUUGCGCCGUUCGCCUCUUGGGGCACUACCUCGACACCGCUUCGUUCUCGCUCUAUACUUACUCGGCUAGUGUGGCAGUUCAAGCGCUGACGGUCAUCUCCAUGGGCAAUUGGGCUGAUGAACGUGCGUAUCGGUAGAUGAAACUUUUUCGUAAGGCAACGAGUGAUGAGACGCCGAGCUGACUUUUUAGGGACUGGGCACAGCGAGGGCAAGGCAUCGGCUGCUCGUCGCGUUCGCGACGAUCGGCACGAUCUGCACCAUGGGUUUUUUGGUCGUACCUGUGCAAUCAUCCGUGUGGCUACUGUGCAUCCUCCUUGCUAUCGGGGCCAACGUCGCGUUCGGCGCUGGAUCGGUCUGCCUCAAUUCCUAUCGUGAGUGCUCUCGCAAUUCCAUGACGUUCAGAGUAAGAGCAAGAUCAUAGAAAGUGCGGGGCAAUAUUCAUAGUUCCUGAUCUCGGAAGAUCAUCAUCCCACGUCCUCGAGCUUCACGACACCCUCGACUCGGCGCGACGGCAUCUCGCCUCACUGCGACCACCUUCGACACCCGGUGGACCUCGUUCAGCGAAUCGAUCCUCUUCCAAAGUCCCCGGCGAAGUUCUCUUGUCGGCAUCGCAGGCCUUUGUUCGCGCAAGGGACGAGUACAUUCAAGCCAAGGCGCUCGCUACGGCAGCGAUUUCGUCCAAGGGGAUUGCAGUCGGGUAUACGAGUGGGAUCCUUGCGCUCGUGUUGGCGUUGGUCCCGAUUGGGAUAGGGGGUGGAUCGUCGUGGGGGAUGAGGAUGGCGAUCGCCGGUGCGGGCGCCGUGUGGGGUGGUGGUACCAUCCGUGAGUCCAAUCGCAAGAGUCGAGUCGACUCAAUUUUACUGAUCGUACUCGAACUCCUUGUGGAUGCCUCAUGUAGCGGCGGCGAUCUGGCUCCGUCCUCCGAAAGACUACACGCUCUCCGAACAUCCCCCACCCAAUAUCCCCAUCCGCACGCGCGUCGCAGAAGGUUGGCGAGCGCUCGAUCGCAUGCUCCGCGAAUGGCGUCGACUCCCCGCGACCUUCACCUUCCUAGCCGCGUGCUUCUUCCUCAGCGAUGCCGGGUCGACGAUCACUUCGACGGCGAUGUUGUUCGCCAAAACGACGUUGGGCCUCCCCACUGCUGCCUUGAUCGCGAUCGCUGUUAUUUCGCCCGCUGCGGGGAUCGUGGGGGCGAUUACGGUGCCCAAGGUUCAAAGACGUUGGGGUUGGUCGAAUUUGAGGACGUUGAUGGCGUUGGCGAUGGGGAUGUGCGUGAUUCCUUUGUGGGGGAUCGUCGCGCUCCGAGCUUCCUGGCAGAUUUACCCGCUCGCUUUCGUCUUUGGAGGUGGGUCGGUGAAGAUGCAGGGUUCUACUUUGGAGUGUACCCUUCCAUUGACUGACGCAACCGCCUUUUCUUUUCCCGACUCGCCGAAAAAAAAAAGCCCUCUACGGCUCCCUCCAAGCCUUCAUCCGCACCUGUUUCUCCGAAAUCAUUCCCCCGUCCCGCUCCGCGCAAUUCUUCGGCCUCCUCAGCAUCACGGACAAAUCGUCCUCCUUCCUCGGACCAAUGUUGGUCGCCAUCAUUACGAACGCGACGGGUCAGAUCAGGUACGGGUUCGUGUUGAUUUUGGUCAUGUUGGUCGGGAGUUUGCCCGUUUUGAGAGCGGUGGAUAUGGAGAGCGGGAGAGGGGACGCGGAGGGUUUUGAGAGGGAGGAAUUGGAGGGGGUUGGAGAAGGGGUGGGCGAGUGGGACUAA
Molecule: messenger RNA, 2297 nt
Organism: Microbotryum saponariae
Lineage: Eukaryota; Fungi; Basidiomycota; Microbotryomycetes; Microbotryales; Microbotryaceae
Source: the annotation of a GenBank genome assembly